UCCAAAAUUUGGUGAACCAUUACAAAAUGUGACUGUGCCUGUAGGCCGUGAAGCUGUUUUACAAUGUGUUGUGGAUAAUUUACAAACCUACAAGAUUGCGUGGUUACGUGUCGAUACACAAACUAUUUUAACCAUACAAAAUCAUGUUAUCACUAAAAAUCAUCGCAUGAGUAUAACUCAUGCUGAAAAACGUGCUUGGAUCCUAAGAAUUAGAGAUGUUAAGGAAUCGGAUAAGGGCUGGUAUAUGUGUCAAAUAAAUACGGAUCCCAUGAAAAGUCAAGUGGGAUAUUUGGAUGUUGUGGUGCCACCGGAUAUUUUAGAUUAUCCAACCAGUACGGAUAUGGUGGUACGUGAAGGUUCUAAUGUGACAUUAAAAUGUGCGGCAACUGGUUCACCAACACCCACCAUAACAUGGCGUAGAGAAGGUGGUGAACCCAUACCCAUACCCAAUGGUACAGAAGCCGUUAGUUAUAAUGGUUCAUUUCUAACAAUUGCCAAAGUGAAUCGUUUGAAUAUGGGUGCCUAUCUGUGUAUAGCAUCAAAUGGUAUACCGCCAACUGUAAGCAAACGUGUUAUGCUGAUUAUACAUUUUCCACCCAUGAUUUGGAUACAAAAUCAAUUAGUUGGUGCUGCAAUCGGACAAAAUAUUACACUUGAAUGCCAAUCUGAAGCAUUUCCAAAAUCAAUAAACUAUUGGAUGAAAAAUGACACAAUUAUAGUGCCGGGUGAACGUUUCGUGCCUGAAACAUAUGAAAAUGGUUAUAAAAUAACAAUGCGUUUGACCAUAAAUGAUGUUGACGCACAAGAUUUUGGGUCAUAUCGCUGUGUAGCCAAAAACUCAUUGGGUGAUACUGAUGGAGCAAUUAAACUUUAUCACAUUCCUCAAACCACAACUGUAACAACUUUAGCUCCAACUGUUUCAACAAACACUGUACCCAUGUUGGUAACCAAAUACCAUAAAGAACAACGUUAUAACUUUCAACAGAAUAAUAACAAUAAUAAUAACAACUACAAUCAUAAAUUGCAAAGAACUAAAUCAAAAAUGGAUUUACCACAGCAGCAACAACAAACAACAUUAAAUAAUGUAUAUAUUGGGGCAACAUCAACAUUGUGGAAUACCCAGCAACAGCAUCAACAGGAUCGUUAUAGUGGUGUCAGAGAGCAUUACAGUCAUCAAGCUCCCGAUCAUCCCAACUAUCGUGGCAAUAUGGAUUCGAAAUCAACAUUGCAACAUGAUGCCAACUCAUUGUCUUUAGAAAAUAAUGAAGUGUAUGGUGGAGCAACUAUUUUACAAACCUCUUUACAGGGUGUUAUCAUCGUUUACCUGUUUAAACAAUUAAUCACUUUCAUAUACUCACAUUAUGUGUAG
Molecule: messenger RNA, 1369 nt
Organism: Calliphora vicina (urban bluebottle blowfly)
Lineage: Eukaryota; Metazoa; Arthropoda; Insecta; Diptera; Calliphoridae
Gene: DIP-theta
Product: Dpr-interacting protein theta
Exons: 9
Coding region: 167-1369 (400 amino acids)
Cellular component (GO): neuron projection
Source: RefSeq, a predicted model, not a curated record